AUGGUGGGGAGAAAAAGAGCGAGAGAGAAAGAUCGCAAUAGAAAAUGUCGAAACACAAAAAAAGCUUCCACUGAACCCUCUCUGCUGUCAACUCUUUGCUGCAAUGAUGGGCAACUGGGUAAUAAUGGUAUUCCUGGUGUAAAUGGACUUCCGGGAUCCACUGGGGCACCCGGCCGUGAUGGUCGAGAUGGAAUUAAGGAAGAACAGGGAAGUCCGGGGAAGACUGGGCCUCAGGGACCAACUGGUGCGAAAGGAAUGAAGGGAGAAUGCUGUAUCACAGGUCCUGUCGGUCCCAAAGGAGAUCGAGGAAAGAGAGGUGACAGUGGAAUCCAAGCAGGGCCACAUAACAUGUGUUCCCGCUUAAAUUGGAAGGAGUGCACGUUUACAAGGGUAGAUGGCAAGGAGAGGAGUAUAAGUAAGUUGUCAGUUAUAUUACAGUUGUGUGACAGAAUAAAAAUGAAUAAACUCUUAAAUUAUAAAGGUCAGACCACUCCUAAUUGAGAAACUUUUGCAAAAACCGAAGCCUGACAGCGCGAGAAGUAGGAAUUAUGCAGUAGGAUUUGUUCAAUGUGGGUCCGUGUGUUACUGUUGGGAUAAAUUUAAGUUCGUUUCUUUAAGUCGGUGAAUUGUACGAGCAAUAAUAUAAAAUCAUUUUGCUCUUUUUAUAAGUUAUGUUAAGCCAUAUUCAGUUAUAUUGUAAAAGACCGGUUGCAAGCCUUCUAAUCCAGUUUUAUACAGAUGACUUAGAAUCUGAUCACGCAAAACUUAAAUGCAAAAUAGGUUUAAUUUUAAGAGAGGUGUGAAGAUUGUAAACGUUUGCUCUAGCUCAAGGCCAGGAUUCGUGGCCUUUAAUAUGUAGCUUUAUCCAAACUUAAGCGGAGCUCUCCUAGUCAGCGUAUAUCAUCUACAAAAAGCGAAACCUGAAUAGAUAGUGAACUUGAGUCGGCGAUACGGUCAAUUGAUAAGUUGAAAAGAUUCAGGAUCUAAAUAUUUUAUUCGAAGUGUUCAGUUAGUUUAAAAUGUUUCUGAUGAUGCUCCUUUAUGUGCCACUGUCUGUUUUCCCUAUCAUCUUUAUCAACUAUAACUCAUUUUAUUUUGAUAACAAUCAACAAGUCACUCGUUCUGUAGCCUGCGUAGCAUGGCGGUUUUGUCGAGCCGGGCGCACGAGCGGCCAAGCCGCGAGAAAAAUAAAAAUCGCCUGCCCGGAUUCGUGGCCUUUUCAACUGCCGCCCACUUCAACUCAUUUUGACAUCCUGUUGACAACUUGUUUGGUUUCGGUUUUUUCAGCCAAUCAGAAAUAAAGUGUUGACAGCCUAAACACGACACAAAAGCUCGUGAUAUAAUGUAAAACGUGACCUUGGCCGGAAUUGGAGUUUGCUUGAACAAACACAGGUUUUUUCUUUGUUGCUAUCUCGUGGAAAGGUGACUACGGUGCGUUCUAAACUUGACUGAGUAGAUCUUAUUUUUGCUGCACUGAAGUCUUACAUUUAUUUAGAGGUCAUGAAAUUGGUUUGUUUCAUACAUAAUGAGUAAUUAUUUCCUGUGGUUAAUGCUUCUGUACGUGUUGCUGAUUAGAAUUUGUUGAUCUCAGAUGCAGUUGUAAAGCAGUACUAAUUUCUUUGAAAUCACUGUUAAAGCCUAAAGCUUUUUAUUACGUCUAAAUAAAUAUUUUAGCUUCUUUGGUCUUUUCCGACUAAAAUGUCUGGAUCUGGAUAACUACAAACCGAGGCUCAGUUUCUUUGUCCGUGAAUGUUUUGACGCUGGGCCCGGCUUUUUAAGUGUUGUUUGCAGGAUGUUGUAUUUUUACGUAUAGCGCGAUCUUCACAUUUGAGUUGUAGCUUAAACGUAAGCUACACCAAGUAUGGAGAAUUACGCUGUGGGUCUUUCUUCUACUGUAUGCGAUUCAUCGACCACGAUCGCGGACAUCGUUAGAUGUAGUGCUCUGGAGUGCGUUAUUCUCUAACACUGAGUAAUAGAGAAAAUUGAGGUGGACUUUCUCGAAGCAAAUUUACUGUCUCUGUCAUAAGAUCCAUUGCUGUACAGCACAGCGACAACAUUUCCGAUAUCUGGUCGUCUAUAGUACUUUUUAGAGGAGAAAUUGUGAUCAUUUCUUCUUUGGCCAUAGCAAAGACAGUAAAGAUCAUGCUCUUGCCAAAACUUGUUGACAAAAUUUCCAUGACAUCUCUCCUUUGAAGAAGACUGUAAAUGGCCAUUUCCUGUUUAGGCUUCAAUACAAUUGCCCUGUUUUCCCGUCAAAUAUUCAAGAACGACGACGCUCCGGUCAACGCUUCUUUGAUAUUUUGAUUUUGUUUUGCGGAGAUGAUUUGUUCAGUCCCUAGAAACUCUCCCAUGGUAGAUUACCAAAAUAUUUGAUUGACGAGCAAACAUUCUGAACCAAUCGGAACGAUCCGUACGCUGGCGUACGGACCGACUCAAAAAUGCCCCCCGUCCGUGCAGGCGGUUUUUCAAGUUGCUCCCGCCCCAAUCUCCUCGCGGUUUCUCUGCCCUUGCCCGCCUUUAUUACUUAGCGCGCCCAACCAAAACCACCAUGCUACGCAGGCUACUCGUUCUGUUUUCCUUGCGGCAGAGCUGUCAGUUCAUGAAGAACUAUACACAAACGGCUCUCCAUGUCUACUUCGUUGGUAACCCUUGCUUUGCUUCCUGUGACAAGUGCAGCAGCUGUACUCGUUGGUAUUUCACAUUCAAUGGCACUGAGUGUAGCUCUCCUGGUAGAAUUGCAUGGCGCGUACCAUAA
Molecule: messenger RNA, 2755 nt
Organism: Porites lobata
Lineage: Eukaryota; Metazoa; Cnidaria; Anthozoa; Scleractinia; Poritidae
Source: the annotation of a GenBank genome assembly